AUGUUAACGAUACGAGUCGCGAAGGUGUAUUUAGCGUUAAUAUCCACGGAAAAUGGAGUUACCAGUUACUUACUGUUUAUGUGGCCGUUCUUACGAUUUCGAACAAUUUAUGAUACAAUGUGACGUUUGUAAGGAGUGGUAUCAUGGAGGAUGUGUGUCUGUAAAAGAGUAUAUGUCCAUAGAUCUUGAUAAAUACCAUUGUCCACGUUGCGAAGCAAUGUGUGGACCAUCGCUUAUGAAAGUAAGAUUAAAUUGGCAUAGACAUGAUUAUUCUGAAUCCGAAGCUGAUACAAAACCUGUUCAAACUGGCACACCAGUAUUUAUAAGAGAGUUAAAAUCUAGACAUUUCCCAAAAGCCGAUGAAGUUGUUAAACAUGUUAGAGGACAACAAUUAACACUUCAACAAUUACAAGUUAAUGGAUUUGAAAGUCCAAUUAUAGUUGAUGGAAAGGAUGGACUUGACAUGACUGUUCCACCUCCAAAUUUCAGUGUCUAUGACGUAGAAAGUUACAUAGGUGGAGAUCGAGACAUGGAUGUAAUCGACGUUACGAGACAAAGUAAUAUCAGAAUGAAAUUAAGAGACUUUGUUGAAUAUUACAAUUCCCCUUGCAGGACAAGGGUUCUUAAUGUGAUUAGUCUUGAAUUUACAAACACUGGUCUUUCACCAAUGGUCGAAGCACCAUACAUCGCGCGUAAACUUGACUGGGUUAAUUCUGUUUGGCCGCGCGAUUGGCCCGAGGAUAGUGACAUAAAACGCCCUGAAGUGCAAAAAUAUUGCCUAAUGGGGGUCAAAGACAGUUUCACAGAUUUUCACAUUGAUUUUGGUGGCACAUCUGUAUGGUAUCAUGUGCUGCGCGGAGAGAAAGUGUUUUAUCUAAUCAGGCCUACUGCUGCAAAUUUACAACUGUAUCAACAGUGGAUGUGUAGUUCAACGCAAAGCGAAACUUUUUUUGGCGACCAAGCCGACGCAUGUUACAAAUGCGUUAUAAAACAAGGGCAAACUAUGAUGAUUCCAACAGGUUGGAUACACGCUGUAUUAACUCCAGUCGAUUCUUUGGUUUUUGGUGGAAACUUUGUACAUAGUCUUAACAUUCCAAUGCAAAUACAAAUAUAUGAAUUAGAAAAAAAAAUGAAAACACCCACCAAAUUUCAAUAUCCUGGUUUUGAGACAAUCAAUUGGUUUGCAGCAAAAAAAUUGUUGAAAGAAUUGAAAGAACUAAAUAACGAAGGAAAAAAAUGUCCAGCAUACCUUUUACAGGGUGUCAAAGCAUUACUCAGUAUUCUGAAACAAUGGAACACAGACAAAGAUUACAAUAUGAUCAGUAGGGGUCAAAUACCGGAAACCAUAAAUAGUCAAAAAUUGUUAAAAGAUUUCAGUAAGGAAAUCCGACACGCGGAACGGUACUUAAUAUCUUUAAAUCCUCCGAAACCAGAACGAGAGAGUAAACGCAAGAAAAAGAAACCGCUGAAUAAGGAUUUUGUAGAUUACGACGUUGCCGAUAGAAUGGCCAAUAACCCGUUUAAAGCAACGUUAAAGGAAACGAACAAAAUGGAUUCAACCACUUCGGAAUCACCGUCGUCAGGCAGGCCACCGUUAAAACUGACAUUACCAAAACCUAUUAUGUAUCCCUAUGUCAAAACUCAGAAUCCGACCUUGGAAGAAAAAAAUCCUUCUCAGAUUAGUAACAAACGAUCGUCGAAACCAGGAAAACAAAGUCCGACCGUAAUUAGAUUUAAAUUAGGCAAUAACGAGGUUGUAAGGAGUACACACGAUGACAUAAAUACAUAUAAUAACUUAACCACCGAUCACCCCCUUGGAGCAUCGAAAGAAUUAACUUGGAAACAAACUUCUAUAUACGAUUUUCACGACGGUAGCAAUGAAAGCGAUUACGGUCGGUUCACUAUCGAUGAAUCUCCAAAACGAAAGAGAGCACCCAGAACUAACAUGCAAAAGCGGUCGAAACGAGAUCACGAUGGAGAUGUUGACGUCUUGAACGAUGUACCAAAAAAUGGUAUCGAAGAAUUAUUGAAAGCCUCGGUUUAUACUUUGGGGAAUGGUGCUCAAAGAUUGGAUGUAACGACUUCAAUAAUACCACAAUACAGUCAACCUAUGCCACCACCCACUGGUAUUUAUAAGUUGAAAACAACCAGUUCUGGUAGGGCAUCUCCAUCAACUCGGGAAGCGAUCGCUGGGAUGUUAUCCUUCAGCGAGCAAUGUUACUCGACUACAUCGAACAGUACAUCGAAAUCAGCAAAAAUCACUAAAAUGCAGCCUGGUGAAGAUGAUGAUCAGUCGAUAGAAAACAUCGAUAAGGUUCAUCAGGAUGAUGACUUUAUUUACCCAGCUCUAGAUGCUUCAGACGAUGAAGAUUAUAUCUUUAAACCUAAAGCGAAAAGUCAAAUAGACGAGGCGUGGAAUCCAAAAGCCAGAGUGGGACCUCUCCUGCCAAAGACGAAUCGUCCAGCUCGAGAAGGUGCCAGGAAAACAUCCGUUGAAAAAGGGCUUGAAGCAGCUGCAGCGAAACGCGCGAAACAAUCGGACGAUUAUCUGGAUAACAACAUGGAUAAGGGCUCCAAGAAGAAAUUGAGCACAACUAAGCGGACAUACAAUAAAAAGAAGCAAAAGAACUCAUCCGUAUCUUCGGCAACUGGUACGUCGACCACAUCCUCGGAGAAUACAAUAAAAACAAGCAUAGGAUUCGGUUCGAUAUUAACUAGUCCUAAUAGGCUUAAAGAUGUCAAAGCGAAGCUAGCAGCUCCGGUUCCAGUUGAACGAAAACCAAAGAAAGGAAUGAAAACGGCUAAGCAACGCUUAGGGAAAAUUUUGAAACUUCAUAAAAUGAUGCACUAG
Molecule: messenger RNA, 2851 nt
Organism: Eufriesea mexicana
Lineage: Eukaryota; Metazoa; Arthropoda; Insecta; Hymenoptera; Apidae
Product: histone lysine demethylase PHF8
Exons: 13
Coding region: 53-2851 (932 amino acids)
Source: RefSeq, a predicted model, not a curated record